UCUAAGAUAACAGGUGUAGUCUAUCUGUAACGAUGUUGAUAAAUUUUACACAAUUGGACGUGGAAAAUCUACUUAGGUGAAACCAACGCGCCUUGUGUCUCCUAGUAUCGAAACGAUGGCCGAGUUCAGCGAAAUCGUCAGUCAGACGAAGGUAAGAGACUUGAUAUUCGCUUUCGAAAGGCAGAGCAGUUCUUUGGCAUCGUCCGACGAAGGGUUUGCUCGUCCCAGAGCGAAAUCCACGGGAAACGCCCUGACGUACAAGAUUUUCCGCCAGCCGAAGCUGGAAAUUCACGAUAUAUCCGAUAUCGAAACUGAAUUGGUGAAAACGGAGACCCAUCUGAAUUACUACGAAAUAUACGAUAAGGAAACUCACAUCGCGUUCCAAGAGCAACUUUUCGAUAUAAUCACCGGUAUAGUGAAGAUUGAUGGUCGCGGGGAUGAGCGGAUAGCCGAAAAGAAAAAGCAGUUCAUCGAGCAAGCUCAGAAGUUAGCCAAAGUGCUAAACGGCAAGUUACCCUUUGAUAAUCAGAGGAAAGGGACGAAAAAAGUCUACGCUGCAGUUGUUAGGAAACAGGAUCAAUAUGUGGCGAAAACCCAAGAGUAUCCAUCUGAAGUUAACAGUUCAAGAUCGGCAGAAGGCACCCAAAGUCCAGUUCCAUCGUCCGUCUAUGUCAGCUCUGAAUUGGAAAAUUCAAAUGAGACCGUUACUCAAAGUGAUGGUGUUUCUCAGAAUUCUGUAGUUUCUCCAAAAAGCGGAGCUGGAGAGGUCGAUUCCAGUUUUCUGCCGUCCGUGAAGAAACUCAAAGCGUUCUUCAGUUUCCGACGACAACCAGAGGAUAAACCCAAGGUUUCCACAACCGUCACCCGUUCGCGAUCCAUGCUUUGGAAAACCAAGUACAGAGAAGAAAGACAUAGUUCAGCCACGUCCCAUUCAGAAGCAUCUAACGACCUACCGGAGGAGAUAGACGAAACGGAAGAGGACACUGAUUCCCUAACGUAUAAUGAACCUUCGAAGGAAACCCAAGACUUUAGAGUUGAUGUUGAGGAAGUGAAACACAACGUGUCAGUUUUGAAGCUUAAAAAUUUAUUUGAAGGCAAAUCUCAAGAUACUUCGCAAGGUCUCGAGAUAUUUGCAAAGAAACAAACUGAUGCGAUCGCCAUACCUUAUACGGAGAUGAACUUGGGAGCUUUUAGAUUGAAGAGGAGUCUAUCAGGAAGCUACAUGAACUAUGUUGGACUACUAAACAAAGUCGACCUUAGUAAGAGCGUAUCUGAUUUGAGUAGUCGGAAAGAAGACGAGCUUGACGACGAAGAAUCGAAACCUAGCGGAGUGCACGAAACGCCAGGUCCAGGAACUAUUUCGGAUUCGGUCAACGGGGUGGUGUCCAUCGGAACCGAUAUUGGUCAAACUACGACGGAUGAUAAACAGGUCACAAAGAUUGAACCAGAAAAUAUAUCUGAGGAAUUAAAUUCACCCUUGAUAUCUGCCAAAGAAACAUCAAACCUACUUGUAGAAGAUCAUUCUAAGCUCACCGCUUCUGCCUCAGCAACUACUAGCAAAAAGGUUCAAUUGCUAGUCUCAUCAAUAGAGAGUAGAAGUCAGGACAGCGUGGCCCAAACUCCGCAACCAAAAGAACCGUCUAUUUCGGCGCCUACUAAUUUGACGGUUCAUAAACUCGUAUCUUCAAUCGAAAAGCAACACACCACUCAAGUUGUUGAACAACCAAGCGAAUACUCACUGUAUUGGGAUAAUACGCAAACAGUUAACAACGUACGGGAUUUAUUUUUAGAGAGCCAAAACACAAAUGAAAUGUCUUCAACCGUCGAACACAUAUCUGAAACAUCAAAUGGUAUUCCAGGAAGUGUUCAAGUGAUCGAAGAACCAAGAGAAUAUUCAUUGCUAUCUGAAAGCGUAGAAACUAACAGUGUAGCUAACGCGACAUCGUCAAUUGAGACUUCUCAUCCUGAUAGUACGACCAAAGAAACCGACGCGUCCUUAAUCGAGUCCAGUAACCAAGAGUUGCGACAAAGUUUAUCUUCCAGCAAUCAUAAUGUCGAAGAUAAAGUUGCUAUCAUUGAAGAUUGUGAAACUCAGAAGCCGCCUGUUGUAGAACCAAGCCUUGAAAGUCCUCCCCACUCACAGGAUGAAGUCGUAAAUCUUGUACAGGAAAUUGUAUCAUCAAUUGAGAGCCAAUCAAUUGGCGCGCAAGUGGAACAUUCCGUUCAUUCUCAGGUGUCCAUUAGCCACAACGUAGAACAUAUCGUUAGGUUAAUAGAGAGGCGCGUGAGUGAAAACGAAGGAGUUUUGCAUACUAUAGAGAGAUCUGAGGAUGGUUAUUUAGCAAGUCGGGGUCUUUUAGACGAUUCUGCUAGCGGAAUUCAAGAGGCCGGAAGGUCUCGUGUAAAUAGCGCUGGCCAAAGUGAAGGAGCGACUUCCGAAAGUAAUGAUAUAGAAUCUAAGAAGGAUUCAGUUUCUGAGAAGGUGGAAAAUGGUGGUGAUUUCAUAGAUACCAAUGGUAAUUUAAGUGUUGCUCAGGUUACCACACACUCUACGGAACUAAAGUCUCAAACGACUACAUCUACGCAGCACUUCCAUACAAGUUCCCAUAGUGUAGUGGGAGCAGCAGUGGUAAAGAACGAUCACGCAGAACGACCAGAGCAUAUUGAAUCGUCGAGAACCAAAGAAAACGAAGAUGAUGUCAAUGCGAACGAAAGACGCAAAAUUGAAUAUGCCGCUAGUAACGAUAACAUCGUGAUUCAAGGCAGUUACAUUGAAAAUUUUAAAGACCUCGAGGAAGAGAUCUUUAAGGAGGCCGAUACACUGGAAAAUGUCGAUGAAGAGUUUGAAAAAUUGUUGCGUGAAAACAACGAAUGAAAAAAAAAAAAAACUAGAGCGUUUUAAUUAUUUUUAGUGAUUGUUAAUUUAGACGUAGGUCCUUUCGUUAUGUUCUUUUGUUAUAUUUUAUAGUCAGUAUUGCAUCGUUUUUGUAUAUUAUU
Molecule: messenger RNA, 2997 nt
Organism: Cylas formicarius (sweet potato weevil)
Lineage: Eukaryota; Metazoa; Arthropoda; Insecta; Coleoptera; Brentidae
Exons: 14
Coding region: 116-2875 (919 amino acids)
Source: RefSeq, a predicted model, not a curated record